AUGCUGCAUUCAACUCACCCGCGUCUAGGUGUAGUUAUGGGCAACCCCACCCCUCAUCCUCCCUGUACACUGCAAAGGGGAUAUGGAGGAGUUGCUGCGCUGCUGCAGCAGCUAAACUGCGGCAGCAAAUGUGUGCAGGCGCAGGCAGUCGCUGCGCUAGAUUCCUUCUUCGUACAAGCCGAGCAGUGUGUUGCCGCAUACAAAGCCGGCAUAAUUCCCCUCCUUAUUCAAUUUGCUGCUGGCAAGGUGCAGCCCAUAAAGCGUUUGUCUGUCAAGGCCUUGGCGAGGUUUGCGUCUCAUGACGGGCCACGUCGUUUGCUGCUGCUUCCCCCUGCUGAGCAGCAGCAGCAGCAACUUCUACUACUGCUGCAGCAGCAGCAGACCAUUCGUUUGUAUUUGAAUCAGCCCGGGCUAUCGAAAGAACGGCAGCAGCAGCUGCAAAUGCAGCAACAGCAGCUGCAGCAGCAACAGCAGCAGUUGCUACAGCAACCGCAGCAGGAAUUGCUACUGCCCUUGCUGCCGUUACUAGACGACAGGGACACAGAAACUCGAAUGGCUUUUAUUCAACUCUCCCUUCAUGUUGCUGGCAGGCGCGAAGGAGCGGAGUUCCUAAUUGUAAAGGGGGUGCUGCAGUCAGUGCUGCAGCGGCUGCUGCCUCCUGAUGCAGUAAGUAACACAUAUGUGUCUCUUUUAAUAGAGGAGCUGCAGCAAAAAUGGGAGGAGCAACAGCAAAAGCAGCAGCAGCAAAAUCCUCAGCAGCAGCUCCUACUGCAGCUAGCGCAGUCGCAGCAGCAGCAGCAUCCGCAGCAGCAGCGCGGCUUCCCUCCUGGAUGUGCUGACGGUGCCUUCGGCUUUGUUCGAGAAGCUUGCUGCACGCAGCAGCAACCGCAGCACCAGCAGCACCAACAACAACAGCAACUACAACGGCCGCAGCAGCAGCAACACCAGCAACAGAAGCAACAGCAGCAGCAGCAGCAACAACUGGAAGUUCUGCAUCAGCUCGUGGAGAGGUCAGACACUGGACGUGUUCACUUUGGCGCCUGCAGCAGUGCAGCAGCGGCAACUCCUGCUGCUGCAGGCAGCAGCAGCAGCAACGGCAGCAGCUGGUGCAACGGAACCACCGUUGCGUAUAUACCUGAAACACUUUGUAUCGACGGUUUCUUUGGGUACAUACGCUGCUGCAGCAGCGGUUGCAGCAGUAGCAGCAACUACAGCAGCAGCAGCAGGUGCUGCCCAGCUGGCUAUAUACCGGAAACACGCUGCUUAGAUGGUUUCUUUGGCUUUAUCCGCUGCGCGAGCCACUGCAAUAGAAGCAGCAGCAGCAGCAGCAGCAGCAGCAGCUGUUGCGACAAGUUAGACUACAUGCAGCAGCGUAUGCUGGCAUAUGGAGGGUAUGGAUGGGUCUCAUUCCCCAUGGCAUGCAGCAGCAGCAGCAGCAGCAGCAGCACGUGCAGCAGCCCAUUAGAAUUUAUGCAGCAGUGCAUGCUAGCAUAUGGAGGGUAUGGAUGGGUUACAUUCCCCUUUGCAUGCAGCAACAGCAGCAGCUGCAGCAGCUGCUGUUGCAGCAGCAAGGCAGACUUCAUGCAGCAGCGCAUGCUGGCGGAUGGCGGGUACGGAUGGGUCUCAUUCCCCUUGGCUACCACCGGCAGCAGCAGCAGCUGCAGCAGCAGCAGCAGCAGCAGCAGCUACGCUAUCGAUGGUGCCUAUGGGUUUGUUAGGGAGGCAUCCCCCGCAGCAGCAACAGCAGCAGCGACACCGCAAGACAGCUACGAGCAGGUGCUACAGCAGCGCCAGCAGCAGCGGCAGAAUCACCGCAUCCCUUACAUGCAUGGGUCCCCAUGCCACUGGGCCUAUUACGAGGUGGUGGCGCAGCAGCAGCAGCAGCAGCAGAACAGGAGGCUUAACAUACAUCCGCGUGUAUGGCUAACAGUGGAUGUCUCCCAGCAGGUGCAGCAAAUCCUGCUGCUGCAACAGCAGCAGCAGCUGCAAAAGCUGGUACAGCUGCAGCAGCAGCGGGUAGAUGAACUCAUUACCCCCCCAAGCAUCCCACAUGCUGCAACAGCAGCAGAGACAGCAACAGCAGCAGCAGAAGCUGCAGCAGAAGCUGCAGCAGAAGCUGCAGCAGAAGCUGCUGCUACAGGAACGGAGAAGCAUCUUGAGGUUGCGGCGACAACGGCAGCAGCAGCAGCAGUAACUGUAACUGCAGCAGCACCAGACCCCCCGAUGAGGGAGGACCACGGUGCUGCUGCUGCUGCUGCUGCAGUAGACUACUCUUAUCCGUCAGCAGCAACACCAGAACCAGAACCCGAAGCAGAAACACCUGCUGCAGCAGACUGCAACCGAUUGCAGCCGCCAGCACCAGCACCCGUAUCAGCAGCAGCAUCAGCACCAUCAGCAGCGUCAGCAGCAGCAGCAGCUGCAGCAGCUGCAGCAGCAGCAGCAGCAGCAGACCUCAGUAUUCCAUGCCCAGCUACUAGGACAGAGCGUGCUGCUCUGCUGCAGCUGCUGCAUGCAUUUGCUGCUGCAUCUAACACAGGCCUUGAUGUAGCAGCAGAUAUAAAACCCCAAGCAGUGCAGCAACUAUUUGAUUGGGCAUUUGCUGCUGAUGUUGCUCCUCCUGCUGCUGCUGAUGCUGCUGCUGGGGGCCCUCCCUGCAACACGUGUGGAAGAGGCAGAGGCACCAGCAACAGCAACAGCAGCAGCAGGAAAUCAUCUGCAGUAGAGCAAGACACUACGCCUGCUGCUACAGAAGCAAGGGCAGCAGCAGCAGUAGUUGCUGCAUCUGCUGGUGCAUCCCCUAGAGCAGUAGCAGCAGCAUCUGUUGCUGCUACCCCUGCUGUUGCUCCUACCCACAAGAAAACAGCAGCAGCAGCAAACAGCAGCACCUCUACUACAUCCUCCCGCCAACUACUGAGCAAGCAGCAGCAGCAGCAACAGCAGCAGCAGCUGUUUGUCUCUGGCUCGAGCCGCAGCCCUUCCCCCAACCCCCCUGCUGCAGCUGCUGCUGCAGGCACGGGGGGAGGAGCAGCAGGCACAGGAGGAGGGGCAGCAACAGCAGCAGCAGGAGCACCAAACCCUGCUGCAUCAAGGAAAACUUACAUUGCACAGCUGCUGCGGUUUAUAUCUAUAGUAGCAGGACUAAAGGUGCAGCAGCAGCAGCCUGUGCUGCUAGCAGCAGGUUUGCUGCCGCGCUUAGAGGCACUCUUAUCUUUGCUGCUGCAGGGAGCAGCAAACCCCACCCCUCCCUGCAGCAGCAGCAGCACCUGCAACGCAACUAGCAGCAACAGCAGUAGUAGCAGCAAAGGCAACAGUAGCACCGGCAACAGCAACAGCAGCAGCAGCAACCACAACAACAGCAGCAGCAAGGGGUGUCCUAAAACAGGGGAAGCUGCGCAGCCGCAGCCGUCGCAGCAGCAGCAGCAGCAAGAAGGGGAAACGGAGAUGCCUACCUCCCUAGUGCACUUAGUUGCAGCUGCUUGCCUCCUAGAACAAGAACCCGCCAACCUCAAUAUGCAGCGGCAGAUGCUGCGUCCUUUGCUGCAGCAGCAGCUGCAGCAGCAGCAGCAGCACUUAGAAGUGAUGAUGAGGGAGACAACAAACAACAAAGAGAGACAACUGCAGCAGCAAACAGCAACUCUUGUUGCUACGCUUCUUGCUUCCCUGCAGCGCAGAGGAAGCACUCCAGCAGCAGCAGCAGCAUCAGCAGCAGCAGCAGCAAGCUCUGCAGCAAAGGGUCAUCCUUCUGCUGCUCCUGCUGCUGCUAAGAAGCACUAA
Eimeria maxima is the source of this 3774-nucleotide messenger RNA. RefSeq lists its product as hypothetical. Lineage: Eukaryota; Apicomplexa; Conoidasida; Eucoccidiorida; Eimeriidae. The record is from RefSeq and is a predicted model, not a curated record. The coding region runs from base 1 to 3774 and encodes 1257 amino acids. The transcript is spliced from 6 exons.